This is a messenger RNA of Cuscuta epithymum, 723 nucleotides long. NCBI's taxonomy places the organism in Eukaryota, Viridiplantae, Streptophyta, Magnoliopsida, Solanales, Convolvulaceae. The record is from the annotation of a GenBank genome assembly.
CCCUCAAUUCGACUGCAUUCGAUAUGGCCGCCAUGAUACCAAGUUCUUGUCAUAUGCUUGGAAACCUGCCGCCGGUUCUUGCAACUUUCCCAAGUUUAAUGGUGUGGAUUUGUUGAGAAGAUGGAAGUGGAAGAAGAUAAUGUAUGUGGGCGACUCACUGAGUCUUAACAUGUGGCAGUCCAUGGCCUGCAUGCUCCAUUCCUCCCUACCCCAACCCGCCAAUAUCUCCUAUCACAGGGACGCACCCACUCCCAAUGUAACCUUUUUGGAUUAUGGAGUGACAUUAUAUCUCUAUCACUCAACUAACUUGGUGGAUAUAGUACGUGAAAAGAAAGGCAGGGUCUUGAAAUUGGAGUCCAUUGACCAAGACGGUGCUGCACUUUGGAAAACAAUGGACGUGCUGAUCUUCAACACUUGGCACUGGUGGACUCACACCGGAACGUCUCAACCAUGGGAUUUUAUACAAGUAGAUUCUACACAUAUGGUGCCAGAUAUGGACCGUUUGAAAGCAUUCGAGAAAGCAUUCACAACUUGGAGAAACUGGGUCGUUGACAAUGUCAAACCUGACAAGACCAAAGUCUUCUUCCAAGGAAUUUCUCCUUCUCAUUAUCUGUAAGCACUUAAACUUCCAAUAAUCAAUCCUAAUUCGUAGUUUCGUAUUACCAACUUAUGAAGUAUCAAAUAGGAAGUACUUCUUCCACACCAUUUUAUAUGAAUAAUUUU